This is a messenger RNA of Planococcus citri (citrus mealybug), 1812 nucleotides long. Its product is annotated as farnesyl pyrophosphate synthase-like. Gene Ontology annotation, molecular function: dimethylallyltranstransferase activity; (2E,6E)-farnesyl diphosphate synthase activity. Gene Ontology annotation, cellular component: cytoplasm. NCBI's taxonomy places the organism in Eukaryota, Metazoa, Arthropoda, Insecta, Hemiptera, Pseudococcidae. The record is from RefSeq and is a predicted model, not a curated record. The transcript has 8 exons. The coding region runs from base 179 to 1375 and encodes 398 amino acids. Gene Ontology annotation, biological process: trans, trans-farnesyl diphosphate biosynthetic process.
AACAUGAUCGCGGUAUUAAAUAAGGAAUUGAAUAUUAUUCUUCAGUCAGUUAUACUUAUUUACCUAUAGCUACUCGUAGCUGGAUAUUUUCGUAACAUUUUUCAAGAAUAUGCAAUUUUUUUUUGAUUCUUGUUUUUAGUGGAACAAAUAUUUUCUUUCGAGUCAAAUAUUAAUCAAAAUGAUUACUUUCGUUCGUUCGUUUAAUUUCAACAUCUUUUUCAAAAAAUUUGAAAAAAAUCGAAUAAUUUCGUAUAAAAAUUUACACUCGAAUGCGCCUACUGUAACCACCACUUCCAGUCUCGCUGAAAGAAUUUUCACAGAACAGCUGGAAAAUAUUCACAAAUGUAAAGAUGACUACUCGAAAUUCAGAUUAGCUCACAAUAUUGUUAAAAAGGUACUAUCUGAUGAAAGCAUUUGUAUGGGAUCGUCGACAGUCAGCGAAAGAAAUCAAGAAAUAAUAGAAUACAACGUCGACGGUGGAAGGGUCAAACGAAUGAAAAUAUUUUUAAACGUGUGUCAAAACCUUACCCCAAAGUAUAAACUCACUGAUGAAUACAUUUUGCGUUCUUGGAUUUUGGGUCAUCUCACUCAAGUGCUUCUUUCCUCCCUCUUAAUGAUAGACGAUGCUUUAGACAAAUCUGAUUUGAGAAGAAACAAAGUUACUUGGUGCAGAAAAAUUGGUACGAUGGAAUUUUGCAGCCAUUCGUUAAUGAUGAACAGCGGUAUUCAAGUCAUUUUGAAGAAUUUUUUCUCAAAAGAACCGUACUAUACACAAUGUAUCGAAAUUUUCAACGAAAUUCUUUGGACCGCAGAAAGUUGUUUCGCAUUGGAGUCAAAAUGUAUCGAUGUGCUGGGUGUGAACAAAAAAUACUGCUCGUGGAAGAUGUUUGAUACAUUGGGUGUUGGAUUAAUGGCAACCACUGGAUUUCAACUGCCUGUAAUUGCAGCGAUGAGUAUGGCAGGUGUCAAAUAUGAUCACUUGAAGCAAGAUUUAGCCAAAAUAUUUGCUCCACUUGGUUGUUUGACAACGGCUGAAAAUGAUUACUACGAUGUAUUCGGUAAAGGUACUGGUAAAGUACUAUACGAAGAUAUCAAGCAUGGGAAAUUGACUUGGAUCCUGCUAACUUCACUCGACAACUGUAACUCUGAUCAAAAGAAAAUAUUGCAAGAAUGCUACGGUAAAAAUAAUCCAGAAUGCAUUAACGCAGUUGUCAAAGUUUACGAGCAAUUGAAUUUGGAAGAAAGAUUUUUAAAAUAUAAAGCCGACGUUUCUCGUCAUGUUACAAAUUUGAUAAAAAAUAUAGCAGAUGAUAGCUUACAUGCGCCGCUAUCAAGUACAUUAUAUCAGGCAGAAAAUUGGUAUCGUGAUGUUUAGCCAAGGUGAUGGUCAGUGGUCUUAAACAAGGUAGCGCGAACUUUGAAAAUUCAUGGCUGCCACACCCCACCCCCACCCUAUUUUUUUCAGUAAAUCAAAUUUUUUAUAACUUUACUUGUACAUAUUUAGGUAGUUUGGUAAAGUUGUUAUGGACCUAGUCCGAAAUUGUACAAUUCGGGGAUGGUGCAGCUGAUUUUGUACCAUCUCCGAAGUGUCCGGGCUAAGCGUGAAUAUUCCUUUUAUCCCUUUUCAUCGGGCUUGGUUCGUACCAUGCCCGAAGGGUCCGGAUAAAGUGUUCGACUUCGUACAAAUUGUGUUAUGCUAAGUUCGAAAUAUAGUUUUAUAAUGAAUAUGAAUUCGAAUUAUAUGUCUUUAUAAUAAUUCCCUUAUUACGAGUAGAUAACAAUUGAUAAUAAUAAUAUUAUUCACAUCUAUUA